Messenger RNA from Trypanosoma theileri, 1140 nucleotides. RefSeq lists its product as uncharacterized. NCBI's taxonomy places the organism in Eukaryota, Euglenozoa, Kinetoplastea, Trypanosomatida, Trypanosomatidae. The record is from RefSeq and is a predicted model, not a curated record. Gene Ontology annotation, biological process: macroautophagy. Gene Ontology annotation, cellular component: endoplasmic reticulum. The coding region runs from base 1 to 1140 and encodes 379 amino acids. The transcript has a single exon.
AUGCCUACAGAGGAUACCCUUUUCCUUCCGAAGCGCGUUGCUGCUGGUUUAUUAGCAAUAUUUUGUGGAUUUGCACUUGGUGUUCUUCAGAGUUUAGACUUUGUGAAAUUAUUUACUUAUAUACGUGCGAAUGCCAACCUUCGUCGAACACUGCAGUCUUGUUUGAUAGUCAAUGCCGUUUUUUUCUCAAGUUUGUGGAUUACAUCUCUUCUUAUUUACCCCAUGUUAACCUUUGGUGGGGGCGUUGUCUGGGGUGGUAGUGGUAAUGCUACUACUACUACUGCUACUACUACUACUACUACUACUACUACUACUAGUGUUGGUACUGCUAUUAAUAUCAGCAAUACUGUGAUGAAUGGUAGUAAAAAACCAACAAGAGCAAUAGAAGCAGCAAAAAGUGGUGUGGGACUCGUAAGCAAACUCUGGUUUCCAGUUUUUGAUGCCAUGUGGGUACUACCAGUGUAUGCACUUAUUCAAGCUCUUGGUUUGCGAUGGUACAACGCCCUUUAUGUGGAGGCUUAUAAAGAGAAAAAACGUCGAGCAGCCGUUGGAGCUACACGAGGAACAGUAGAAGGCCAUUGUAAAGGAGAAGAAACCUCAUCCCCUACAAAGGUAAGAAGUACUGAUGGACCUCCUUCAUUUCAUACUGCCGUUGUUUCACUUAGUGAAAUUAUGUUUAAAUUUCUUGUGACAACGGUGUAUGCAAUAGUUUCUGUGGUAGUUGAAAUGAUAAUACCUUCCCCAAUGGGGAGUCAUAUUGCUUUUAUGAUGAACAGUUGGUUGUACGCCUUCUAUGUUUUCGAUUACCGCCUUUCUUCACAAUACGUAGUCGAUAGAAGAACACGUCAACAAAAUCGUUUAACACUGUCAUCAGUUUUAAAGCUAUUCGAAACAAAUUGGGCAUAUUUCUUGGGAUUUGGUGUUUCACAAUCCAUUAUUACCACUACUUUACGGUCAUCGUGGAUGGCCUUUUCAUGGUAUUCUGUGGCUGCUGUCACUUCAGUCCUCUUCGGAGCACACGUCGUUCUCUCAGUUGAGGCAACGCCGAGUCCCCGGGCACCUUUUGCUGUACCGAUGUUAACACCCUUCUUUGCCUUGUGUGGAGUAGUGCUGCGCAAAAUUGCGAAUGCCAUGUUGUAA